Metarhizium acridum CQMa 102 is the source of this 765-nucleotide messenger RNA. RefSeq lists its product as uncharacterized. NCBI's taxonomy places the organism in Eukaryota, Fungi, Ascomycota, Sordariomycetes, Hypocreales, Clavicipitaceae. The record is from RefSeq and is a predicted model, not a curated record.
AUGGCCUUCUUUGCUCUCAUCCCCCUUGUUGAAGUAUUGGCCGAGGGCGCCGAAACCGCCAUUGUCGCAGCCGAGGCUGCCGAAGCUACCGCUGCGGCGAGUGAAGCAGCUGCAGCUAGUGCCGAGGCCGCCGCCGCCGAAGAAGCAGCAGCUGCUGCUGAAGAAACUGCUGCCGCCGAGGCUGAACUUGGAGAAGGGACUGCGUCGACUGCCUCGCAAGUUGCUGGGCGGACCGUUCUGCAGAGUGCUAUAGCCUUCACGAAGUGGCUAGCCAAACAGGCCGUAGAGCUCGCCCUAUUUGAGGCCGGCAUGCGCGCCAUUGAAGCGGCAAUCAAUGCCCUCACGCCCGAGAACCCGGACCGCGCAGAAAUGCAACGUCUCAUCCGCAAGAUGCAUACGGCGAUACCAAAACUGCAAAAAGCAGUCAAUGGCUGGCUGUCGUGGUCCCGUCAUCACUUUGAUAACAGGACCUCCUUUGGGGUCAUCGAGGUCUGGGGUACACCUAUCCUGCGCUUCGAUGUCCUCCAGAACAAAUUAGCCGCCCUCUCCGAUAUCCGGCACAAGAAGCUUGUGCCGCUUUCCAAGGGGGCCAACAUCUCAAAGACGAAGAGCUCCUUGCAGACGCUGAUGACAGCUGUUGAGGGAUACGCAAACGGGGUCACCAAGGUGAAUGACUUUGUUAGGUCUGCCUGCCAAGCAAUGGUCGCGUAUGGUCUGGAAGACUAUCAGGCGGAUAUAGAAUCUGCGCUUAGUGACCUCAAAUGA